This is a messenger RNA of Caenorhabditis auriculariae, 355 nucleotides long. The record is from the annotation of a GenBank genome assembly. NCBI's taxonomy places the organism in Eukaryota, Metazoa, Nematoda, Chromadorea, Rhabditida, Rhabditidae.
AUGAACGAGAUAAUUUUCGGGGAUCCGGGCCCGGGCCGCGGGAUCCGUGAGAUUUUGGUCUCGGAAAGAAUUCAGAAAGAUGAGCAACAGGUCCAGGAAGGCUUCUGAUCCGGAAAACCCGGAAAAAAAUCCCAAGAAAAAGACCCGAAACCAUGAACGAGAUAAUUUUCGGGGAUCCGGGCCCGGGCCGCGGGAUCCGUGAGAUUUUGGUCUCGGAAAGAAUUCAGAAAGAUGAGCAACAGGUCCAGGAAGGCUUCUGAUCCGGAAAAACCCGGAAAAAAAUCCCAAGAAAAAAAGACCCGAAACCAUGAACGAGAUUUUUCGGGGAUCCGGGCCCGGGCCGCGGGAUCCGUGA